Molecule: messenger RNA, 1254 nt
Organism: Colletotrichum acutatum
Lineage: Eukaryota; Fungi; Ascomycota; Sordariomycetes; Glomerellales; Glomerellaceae
Exons: 5
Coding region: 1-1254 (417 amino acids)
Molecular function (GO): oxidoreductase activity
Source: RefSeq, a predicted model, not a curated record
AUGGCCGCAAUUGCCGUAGACCAAACCUCUAAAACCUCCGUUGGCAGCCUAGAUCCAGGAUCUCAAGUUCACAACGCGUCGCCUUCGCAGCUUCUUGAGGCUUUUGAAGUCCCAAGCCAACAGAAUACCGCCGACUUUGGGCUGCCGUGGUCGGCAAGCUUUCCUCUCGGACUCAAAGCAAGCAAGAACCUCAGUCUCUCUGAAAGCAUUGACGCCAUCAAGAACUUCGCCCAAUCUGGGAGUCUGAGCGGUCUGGUCAAAGAACAUGGGGGAGCAAUUCUUAUCCGUGGCCUUCCGAUAGAGACACCUCAUGACUAUAGCAAAGUCGCGCACGCAUUUGGCUUUCGUCCUCAUGUGGAGGUUGGACGUCCGCCACUUCGGACCAUCCUGGCUCCUAAUGUCAAGACAGCAAACGAGGGUCCACCAGAAUUGCCAAUAUGGCCCCACAGCGAAUAUGGUUGGUCAACGAUCAACCCAUCGUGGCUUACCUUCAGCGCACUCCAAAUUGCGGAGUCCGGCGGCGCAACGCCUAUCACCUCAGCUAUCUACAUUGCUCAUGAAUUGUCACGUCUCAAGCCUCAGUUUCUCUCGAAUCUUCUGAACAAGGGUGUGAAAUACGUAUAUCGCUACACCACCAAGCCACUUGUCUCCAACACCGGGACGAGCGUCCAUGGCGCUUACGGUCAGGAGUUAAGGGAUGAAGAUGACGAAGUCACGGCCCGGCGCAAGAUCGAGGCUGAAGUCCGACGCCACAGCAACCGAUUCGAGUGGCACGACGACGGUAGCUUGAGCGUGACGCACAUCGUCCCUGCCGUUCGCAUUCACGAUCCUACAGGGGCAACUGUAUUCUUCGGCAAUGUCACCUCUGCCUGGGGCCGUAGUCGUCAUCAUGGUGCGACGCGACCUCCCUUCCGCGGCGAUGACGGAUCGUACCAUCCUCCCCCGACAUACGGCGACGAUACGCCCAUUGAUGUUGAGGACUUGGACCUAUUGCUGAAACUCGCGGAAGAGGGUGCCGUAGAUGUCGAGUGGCAGAAGGGAGAUCUGGUGCUUCUUGACGUGAGUAUCUGCCCGCGUUCCCCACAGAACUACGCCGUGAUGCACUCCCGCAAGCCGUGGAAGGGGCAGCGCCAGGUCCUCGCUGCUCUGUGGGACGAUGACGGAAGGAUCAAGGAUUUUCCAGAAGGCUUGGAACUGCUGAAAGGUAGUCCUAGGGUCCCUCGGACGGAGUUCGAUGAGAACGAAGGACGUUGA